AUGGAAGCAGCCAUGUCAAAUGACCCCAGGUCUGGCGGAGACGCCCAGUCCCAAGACGAGGGCGUCUUCAAAAGGGGUCACGAUGAAACUGUCGUGGAGAAGGUUUAUGGACAAGAUAUUGAAACGGAACACGCCCACGCCCUCGAGUCACACCUCAAUGCCACCGAGGAUGAUGUCCUCGAAGCCAAAGAGCUGGCUGCCUCCAUGAGCCUCGAGAGUGUCCGCGCGUUGAUGACCAACGUACUGGCAAUUCACGAUGGUGAUCCCAACUUUCCUUACCUGACAAUCCAAAACAUUAAAGAGUUUCUUGCCAACGACGAUAUCAUGGCACACCCCGAAAAGCACGAGCAGCUUGUCGAGGAAAUGAAGCUCGAGGCGGCCAUCAUUACGCACAACAGCCCCUAUGCCGAGGUCCGCGCCGUCGUCGACAACCACGACGACCCUAGCAUGCCCGUGUCGACGAUUCGUGCCUGGACCCUGGGCUGCAUGUUCAGCGUAUUCUUCUUCUCGCCUUUCCUCGGCAAGGCCUGGGAGCGCUGGAUGCCCCGGUACGAGUUUGCCCUUCCGUUUACGGGCACCAAGAUCAACAUAAACCCGGGCCCCUUCAACAAAAAGGAACACAUGCUCAUUGCAAUCAUGGCCAACACGUCCAGGAGCCUGCCGUAUACAAACUACAUCAUCUGGACCCAGGUGCUGCCGCAGUAUUUCAACCAGCAGUACGCGCGCAACUUUGGCUACAUGUUCACCAAUGCCUUUGCGACCAACUUCCUGGGCUACGGUCUUGCUGGCUUGACAAGAAAGUUUCUCGUCUACCCGUCAUACUGCGUGUGGCCCAUGUCCCUCGUCACCAUUGCCCUCAACACGGCGCUGCACAAGGAAUCCAACCAGCCCGUUCUGGGCCCUUUUAACAAGACAUGGUCCAUGUCGCGCUAUCGCUUUUUCCUCGUUACCUUUGCGGCCAUGUUUGUCUACUUCUGGUUCCCCAAUUACAUCUUCCAGGCCUUGUCGUACUUUACUUGGAUGACUUGGAUCGCGCCGGACAAUAUCAAACUGAAUAUCCUGACUGGCAUGCAAAACGGACUUGGAUUGUUCAACCCCAUCCCGACCUUGGACUGGAACGUCAUCUGCUUCAACACCGACCCUCUGAAUCAGAUGGUACCGUCAUUCACGACCUUCAACGCCGUGGCCGGCAUGUUCAUCACCGGCCUCUUUGUCCUGGCCGUGUGGUUUACAAAUGUCUGGAACACGGGUUACCUGCCCAUCAACACCAACCGUGUGUACGACCACUUUGGCAAAAUGUACAACGUCUCGCGCGCCCUCGACGAGCACGGCAUGUUUGACCUAAAAAAGUACACGAACUACUCGGCCCCCUACAUGGGCGCCGCCAACGCGCUUCUCUACGGCUGGUUCUUUGCCAUUUACACGGCCAUCCUGACGCACGUCAUCCUGCACCAGCGGUACGAGAUCAAAAUGGGCUUCCGAACCUCUUCCGCGAGAUCCGAGGGGGCGUAUUCGGAUGUGCACAACCGCUUGAUGGCGGCGUAUCCCGAAGUUUCCGAGUGGUGGUACUUUGGCAUCUUGGUCAUCUCGGUCGUCUUUGGCGUCCUCGGCAUCGCCCUGUGGCCUACGUACACCUCGCCAGCCGUGGUCCUGUACGGCAUCGCCCUGUGCCUCAUCUUUGUCAUCCCCAUUGGCGUGACGGUCAGCAUGACGGGCAUCGAGAUUACCCUCAACGUCCUGGCCGAGUUUAUCGGCGGCGUGAUUGUGGAGGGGAAUGCGCUGGCCAUGAACUUUUUCAAGUCGUAUGGCUACGUGACCUGUGCCCACGCCAUUUCCUUUGCCAACGACUUGAAGCUUGCUCACUACGUCAAGAUCCCUCCCCGUGUCACCUUUGUCGGACAAAUGCUUGCCACGCUCAUUUCGACUCUCAUCUGUACGGGAGUCAUGAAAUUCCAGAUGGACAUCAAGAACGUCUGCACAACGGCUGCGCCCAUGAGGUUCCUGUGUCCCGGCCCCAACACAUUCAUGACGGCCUCUGUCCUCUGGGGAACCAUUGGCCCCGUCAAGGUAUUUGGCAUCAACGGGCAGUACAAGUGGCUGCUGAUGGGGUUCCCGGUUGGCAUCGUCCUCGUCACGGCCGUAUGGGGGCUCAAGAAGAUGUGGCCCAACUCGCGGGCGCUGCGGCAGAUCCAUGUCGUGGCCGCCAUUGCCGGGUCGCUGCAGUGGGCGCCCUACAGCUUCUCGUACGCGUGGCCGGCCGUGCCCGUCGCGUGGUUCUCGUGGAUCUACAUCCGCGGGCGGUACCUGGCGCUGUGGUCCAAGUACAACUUCGUGCUGUCGGCGUCGUUUUCGGCGGGCGUAGCCAUCUCGGCCAUCAUCAUGCUCUUCUCGGUCCAGUGGGCCGGCAUCAAGAUCGAGUGGUGGGGGAACACGCAGCCGUUUCAGGGCUGCGAGGAGACGGCCUGCACCGUCUAUGCUCUGGCCGAGGGCGAGCGCUUCUUUCCCUGGUGGGACCGCACCAAGACUCCUGCCCCGUAG
This is a messenger RNA of Hirsutella rhossiliensis, 2538 nucleotides long. Its product is annotated as OPT oligopeptide transporter protein. The record is from RefSeq and is a predicted model, not a curated record. Gene Ontology annotation, biological process: transmembrane transport. The transcript is spliced from 13 exons. Lineage: Eukaryota; Fungi; Ascomycota; Sordariomycetes; Hypocreales; Ophiocordycipitaceae. Gene Ontology annotation, molecular function: oligopeptide transmembrane transporter activity. The coding region runs from base 1 to 2538 and encodes 845 amino acids.